AUUCAAAACUAAAUAUCAUCAUAGCUUUACUUCAAUCACCUUCGCGGAAAUCAACACCGCAAUGUAUUAUGGGAUGGUAAUGGUGGGCGCGUGAUUUUGAACAAAUACAGAAUGCCUGCCCAGAGAACGGGCAUUGGUGUAGUUAACAUUCAUGAAAAUGAUCCAUCUGCUCAGUCAAUAGAAAUAAAUUCCAACAGCUUUUCUGGAAAUACUAUUUCAGUUGAUUAUAAUCAGUUAAAAGGCCAUGUGUUAAAUCCAUUAGACAAUCUGGAAGGUACACUUGGAAAUUUAGAGACCACAGAAUCCAACUUAGGAAAUGUUGAUCAGGUUCUAGUGGAUUCAUCUGAUUCUAAUAAUCAUACUCAAAUUCAGAUUGUCAACUCAACAGAGGAUAGUGGACAUUCAGAAGGAACGUUAUUAAGGUUAAGUGAUGGAUCUGUUGUUAGAACAUUGAUAGACAAUUCACAAAUUUUAAGUGCUAGUAGUUUACCAACUACAUCUUCUCAGGCUGUAAAAAGACAAUUAAAUGCUUCAUCAUCAAGUCCUAUGGUAACUAAAGUUAUAAUUACAAAAAAUCCCAACUCAAGUCAACCACAAGCUGUACCAAUUCAACUAAAUCCAUCAACUUUGCAGUCUUUGCAACACGGACAGACAUUAACGUUUAAUCAAUCAAUGGCACCUGCUGUCAAUGUGGUGCCGCAAAGUGCACAGACACCUACAAAGACUAUUACAAUUUCUCAGCAAGGAAUUAUGUCACCACAAAAACAAUAUUUUGCUUUACCUGUUAGCUCACCAAAGCCUGGGAUAACAAAAAUCCCUAUUUCUCCAGCAAAGACUCCUACAAAAAUAACAAUGAUACCAGUGACUGUUGGGAAAUCUCCGCAGAGGAUAGCGCCAGCUUCAGGUGUUUCUGUAUUAAGUAAAAGUUUAUCCGAUAGUGCUACAUAUACAGCUGUUCCUGUGUCAUCAGGACCUACAAUGAUUACAUUAUCACCUUCAAAAGUUUUUAAACAAGGCACAGUGGUACAAAAUGUUCAGCAGAGACCAGGGCAGAUACAAUUCCAACCAAAUCAGGCUAUUACAAUAAAUAAACCUCAGACACAAGGUGGUGUUCGACAAGUUGCCAUACCCUUAUCUAGCAUGCAGAAUAUUCAAGGCAGCAAAGUUCAAUAUGUUAGACUGGUAGCUCCAUCACAGCAAGGCCAAAUUGCAGGUAUUAAGACAUCUUUGGCAUCAUUAGUCCAAGGUAAACAGAUUUUUACAACAAGUGGUGGACAUCCGUUGACCAUACAACAAGCAGGAGGACAACAGAUGAAGAUUACGUUACCAGUUCAAAGUAACCAUCCACGACCUGUUAUAGCUCAAGGUAAUACACAGACAGUACAAAGAAUACUAUUACCCGCUGGCCCUAAUCAGAUACAAUUACGAGCAGUACCUAAUACCUUAGGUCAGAUACAAAGUAGUGGAGUGACAUCGUUAAGUAAUCUGAGUAAUCUCCCUCCAGGAACAACUAUUCUGUCCUCUGGUAAUUCUGGUUCUGGACAAGGAUUUGCCUUGGUACCUACACUUUUAUCACAGAUGUCUCAGCAGCAACAACAGGCCACAGUACAAGUGAGACCAAUGACUUCCCAGGCAACAGUAAUAUCACAACCACUACAGAACAGACAGGAGUUUAUACCGAUAGCCAGUAAUAACCCAGUCCUUAGUGCUUCAGUGGCUAAUUCAGCUAGAAAUAACAAUAGUACUGAAGGAGCAAUUGAACCAACAGGUGCAAGACCUAGAAAACCAUGUAACUGUACAAAGUCACAAUGCUUAAAAUUAUAUUGUGACUGUUUUGCUAAUGGAGAAUUUUGCAAUAAUUGUAACUGUAAUAACUGUGCCAAUAACCUUGUUCAUGAAGAAGAACGGUCAAGAGCUAUUAAGUCAUGUCUGGAUAGGAAUCCUAUGGCCUUUCAUCCAAAAAUAGGUAAAGGACAGAUAGGUAAUGGAAACAGACGACAUAAUAAAGGAUGUAAUUGUAAACGGUCGGGUUGUCUGAAAAAUUACUGUGAAUGUUAUGAGGCGAAAAUUAUGUGUUCUAAUGCUUGUAAAUGUUUUGGUUGUAAAAACUUUGAGGAGAGUCCAGAACGGAGGACAUUAAUGCACUUAGCCGAUGCUGCUGAAGUUAGGGUACAACAACAAACUGCAGCUAAAACUAAACUGGGUUCACAAAUAUCAGGAGUGCCAUCCAAACCACCUACAUCCACAGCGACAGGAGAAAGAUUACCAUACACCUUUAUAACAAGUGAAGUGGCAGAAGCCACAUGUGCCUGUUUGUUAGCCCAGGCUGAGGAGUCAGAACGAAUGAAGAUGCCACCUGUUGUACAGGAGCGUAUGGUGAUAGAGGAAUUUGGACGAUGUUUGUUACAGAUUAUAGAAUCAGCUAAUAAAACCAAAGAACUCAUCAUAUUUGCUGAGUAAAAAGGUGAUGAAGAAGAAGAAAGAUGAUUUCGAGAGAGAAUAUCUGAUUGGUUAAUAAAUCAUGUGAUAGAAAGAGUAAGGCAGAAUGGAAGGAGGGAUAAAAGAAGUCAUUAUAUAUAUUUACUAUGUAAUUAUAUUAGACUGUUUAACCUGGCAGCAGUGUAUCUAUGCAUGUUAUCAUGUCGUCCAUCAAUAUCAUACUUACACCAAAGUAACGCUUGAAAAUAACCCCUACUGCUCACAUUCAGAACGUCAUUGUGUAGAAUGUUAGUGUGUGAAGGCAAGAAUGAAAUACUAAAUGCUGCAUAUCUCUUGCUGGUAAUGUAUUCAGAAAACCAAGCUAGUGGCUAAAUGGAAACUAGCCUUAAUACAUGCCUACAUUAGAGUCAGUGGAAAUGUGUAUUGUGUUUUGAAUUGGAUUGACUGAGCUAUUGUGUAAUUUCAAUGAGAAAUUGUUACUGGAUAAAUGUUGAUAACUAUUUUAUGAUAUUGUACAUUUUUUUUAAAUUCACCAAAUAAUAUUUGUUAUUUCAUUAUAACUGUAUAGAAUAAUUGUAAAUAAUGUACAUAAUUGUUAAGUACUAAUAUAUAAUUAAAUUUUUAUCAUGUCUGGUUUGCUUCAAAAAGAAUGGAAGAAACAUAAAAUGUGUGAGACAUGUAAAAGUGUUUAAUUCUUAUUAACUACACAAACUUUACAAAUCUGUCUUUUUCUUGUUUUAUUGUGUGCUGGAAUGAUAUAGGGCAAUCAGAUAUUCAGAAUGAUGUAAAUAUAAAAAGAAGGAAGAUGUGGUAUGAUUGCCAAUGAGACAACUCUCCGCAAGAGACCAGAUGACACUGAAAGUAACAGCUAUAUGUCACUGUAUGACCUUCAGCAAUGAGCAAAGCCCAUAUCACAAAGUUGGCUAUAAAAGGCCCAAAAUGAUAAAUGUUAAACAAUUCAAACUAGAACACUAACAGCCUAAUUUGUGAACAAAACAAUGAAAAAAAAAAAAUAUUACACAGCCACUAACGAAGAAACCACUGAAUAAAAGGCGCCUGACGUUGAACAGGCACAUUUGUUAUUAAAAUAUCAGAUUUUGUUUCGAUGAUUUCAAAUUUUGCUAUUGCCAGUUAACAGUAAACAAAUAUUUUAUAUUAUGAAUUCAUACAAAUAUCAACCAAAAAUAAAAAACCUAGAAAAAAACCUAUGGUCUAACAAAAUAAACGUGAUGAAAAUUCUUCAGUAUUCAAAUAAACCUCACAUUAUUAUUGACAAUAUUGAUGUGUAAACUUAUUUUUGUAAAAAAAAUCUGAAAAAUAUAUCUUGAUAAGAUAACUUUUAUGACUGAGAAUAGUAGAGAAGAAUCAUAAAUAUUUUUCAUGCUCAUCAAUAAUAAGUACCACACCAUUGCACAAUUUUUGGAAAAGCAGUUCAACUCAUAUUUAAAAAAAAAAAAUUUAAUAUCAGUAACAUUUUGUGAAUAGAUCUGAAGACAUUGUACGAACCUUUUUAUUCAUCAUUUACCUUUCAAAUUGUUAAUAUAUAACUUUAAGGAUGUUUGAUGUUCUAAUUCAUAAUAACAAGCUUGUUAAAAGACUGUUUUAGAUGGAUAGCAAAUAUUUAAUGGUCAUCUUUUUCCCUUAAAAUCUUGUAGAAAAAACAGGGAUUUUAUAUUAAAGUUUUACUAAAAUGACUCUGUAAACUAUAUGUAAUAAAUUGUUAAAAGAAUAGAAGGGAUUAGUGGGCAAAAUUUGUAAAGGCCACAUGGUUAAAACCAGAGGAUUCUGAAUAGCUAACAGAAAGUCCAAAUCAAGAUAAGCAAACAUCCUCAAGUUCUAUAUUUUCAGUUAUUCCUAUCCCUAUAAUAUCCAAUUAAAAUAAAUGAUAUAAUUUCAUAUCAGUAAUGAAAAAAGUCAUUUUCAUUGUCAUAAUUGUAGUUUUUAAUCAGAAACAAAAUGCUUUAGUUUUAUCCUUGAAUAUAUAAGUUUUACUGCAUUGAGUUUUAAUCUUUAAAUUAGGGAUUUUGUUUUUCAUGUAUGAUUUGUAUGGUUUUCAUUUUAAUAAAACCGUAAAAAGAAUUAAUUAUUUAGAAAAUAAGUUCACAAUUUUAUGGUACUGAAUUUCUCUCAAAUCUAUUUCAAUCAUGUUAAAAAUCUUGCUCAGUUUAAUAGGAAUGAUUUCAUUUACAUCAUAUUUUAAGUAUCAUCAUUAAUAUAUGUAUUGUUUAAUGUAGUAUUGGUUCUCUUAGGCAGCUUUCUGAUAAUAGAAAUAGUGGGAUGUUUCUAAGGUGAAUGAAAUAUUGAUGUAUCAGAAAAAUGAAAAUAAGUAUCACAUAUAUACACACAUAUUACAUAUAAAAUUCAUGUACCUAUUAUACACCUAUUUUAAGUAUUAGAUACAUGUAUACAUAUAUAUUUAUAAUAUUCAACCCAUUUGACUUGAGGGCACUUGAGGAAUUAAAUGCAUGGGGCAUGGCAGGAACUUUUGGACCCCAACCACCCAUAAUUUAAAAUUUUCUUUUUUUUUUUUUUAUAUAUCUUACAAAAGUAAAAUGCAUUCAAAUGACAACUUAUUAAUUUAAGAAAUACACAUUUGCCCACAUAUGUCAAUUUUGAAACAACUCUUCUAAAGUAUUUACUGUUGAAAGUUGAUAAUUAUUGUCCAUUCCUUUUUUGAAUUUUAAAGAAAUUCAGUGAAACAAGUUAAUGAGUAAAAGUUCUUAUAAAAGAUUUUCAACUGAUACUGUCAAAAUGAUAGUCCUAAACAGAAUAUUUGAUUUAACAAUUUGAUAAUGCCCCAUGUGAUGUUUAUAUCUCUAUAGACCUUGAAAUCAAAGGUCAAGGUAACAGAAAUUUAUAGACUGGAGUGAGGGCAAAAAAAUUGGAUUAGGUGAUCUCUUUACAAGCAUAUGAAAGUGGUCUGUUAUACAUUUCGGAAAAUCAGAAAGGCUAUCAUUUUAUUUUGUAAUUGAACCAAUUUAUUGAUAUGUUUUUUUUCAAGUUUAUUCUCACGAUUAAUAUUAUUUUAAAUGCUUAUUGAAGUUUUCUCUUAAAAAAAAUAUGGUUACAGGGCUCACACCUCUUCAGAAUCAUCGGCAGGAGAGAAAUUGAUAGGGAAAAGUGGUGAGACUUAACUGCCUGUUGGCUCAUGGUGCUAUAAUCUUUGAUUCCUACAAUGAUUUAUCUUGCCGUCACUACUCUUGUACAAAAAACACAUCAACAUUUAUAUGAAAUGUUUUCCUUCCCUGUUGUGUGAACCAUAUUUUCUUUAAAUAGGUCAGUGUGUACCGGGUAAAAACAUUGUAACUAUUUACCAGUUAUGUCUUGACAGUGUCUAAAUCUUUGAUUUACUUCUCCCCUAUGUGUAGAAUCUUUCAAUCAAAUUUCUCUAUUUUGUUGUACAUAUUGUAGACCCUAUGUAGAUAUUGUUAUCGUUGUUUGUACAGUUAAUCAUUGCUCACACUUCACCAUGGGGUUGAAUUCCCCAAUAUGUAGUUAUUUCUUUCUGUUUUGCAUGAAUGUAUUUUAGAAUGGAAUCUAGUGUGUUAUUGAACAUGUGAUUUAUCUUAACAUUGCUUUAGUUGGUAUGAGAGAUGAAUGAAAUCAUGGAAGAAAAUUAACUUUUUUAGCUACCAGAAUAUAUAAGAUUUUUGUGCUGUAAUGAAAUGAUGUACAAAAAUAAUGUAUCAAUUGAAUAAGAUAGCAAUUAUUCUUGCAUAAAUGCAGAACUUUUAGUUUUUAGUUACAAUAAAACCAUUCAGUGUAUAAACAGAGAUAACAAAGACUCUUUCAGAUAAUGUGUUAUGAGUGUUUAAAGAGUAUUGUUAAAACAAAUGACACUUUCUUAUUUCAAAAUGUAAGUUUUCAAAAAUAUCUCCAAUAUUAUAGUUUUUUUUCUAGUUUACUUUUUAAUAUGCAUAAUAUUAAAUACAAAGUGCACAGUUUUUAAUACAACAAGCUCCAUAGUGAAGCUUUAUUAACCAGAGAAUCUUUAUUAUGGUAGUUGAAGUGUGGUUUAUGUGCAAUAUUAUAACUGUUGAAUGGUAUUUCAUUUCCUUGCAGCUUGUGUGAAGCAAACAAUAAACAAUCUCUAUAAUCUGG
Molecule: messenger RNA, 6540 nt
Organism: Mytilus trossulus (common blue mussel)
Lineage: Eukaryota; Metazoa; Mollusca; Bivalvia; Mytilida; Mytilidae
Product: protein lin-54 homolog
Exons: 13
Coding region: 112-2460 (782 amino acids)
Biological process (GO): regulation of DNA-templated transcription
Cellular component (GO): nucleus
Source: RefSeq, a predicted model, not a curated record